Molecule: messenger RNA, 1743 nt
Organism: Acromyrmex echinatior (Panamanian leafcutter ant)
Lineage: Eukaryota; Metazoa; Arthropoda; Insecta; Hymenoptera; Formicidae
Product: homeobox protein engrailed-2-A
Biological process (GO): neuron differentiation; multicellular organism development; regulation of transcription by RNA polymerase II
Cellular component (GO): nucleus
Molecular function (GO): DNA-binding transcription factor activity, RNA polymerase II-specific; RNA polymerase II cis-regulatory region sequence-specific DNA binding
Source: RefSeq, a predicted model, not a curated record
UUAACACGAGCCGAGCACCAGACCAUAUUGGACGCAUGAAUAUUUCUAAGAGCUUCUACGUCGCUCUUUUUGCAAUACGUUUACGACACUAUGUUUGAAAUUAUUAAAUGGAUUCGACAAUUUUUAAGGAUCGAUUGAAGAUUGAACUGUGAAUUACAAGAACGUGUAAUCACGAAGGAAUUCGUGCUAGCUUUCGAGGGAUCUAGCGUGUGGAAUACUCAGCACGAUAUUGGUGACACGUGAAUAGUGUAUAUACGAGAGACUUUCGUUAAAAUUAAUUUAGAGAUUUGCAAUCGUGACAAUGACAGAUUUUUAAUCAAUGCGGCUUAUUGAUAGCAGUGGACAGUGAAAACGUGUGUGUUCUUCUUAAGCCGCAACAGUAUAGUGUUACUGUAACUUUUUAUUUUAUUUUAUAGAACAAAAAUAUUUUGAUACAUAUUAAAAUGAGCGUAGCACUUGUGUCCAUGGAAUCGACGUAUGGUCUGCGACUGGGACAACGACUCACCAGUCACCAUCACCAUCAUCAUCAUCAUCGUCAUCAUGUGUUGUCGCCAGAGAGCCACGUAGUACCGCAUCAACCGGAUCAUCCGCCGGAUCGCCAGCAGGAAACCGAGGCACCAUUGCAUUUCAGCGUUGUUAACAUUCUCAGGCCAGAUUUCGGUCGCAAAGCCAUUCUGAAUGAGAAACAACCUGCGUCUACUAUAUCGUUACAAUUACCACGAAGCAGCCCAGUUCCACUUCCACGUGACCUCAGUCUAUCGUCUCGAUUGUCACCGCAGUCGGUCCACAAAGAAAAGGACAAUUUCCCAUCUCACAAUGGUCUUACGUCACCUUUACUCAGGCAAAAUGGACUGAGUCGAAGCGGCAGUUUAGAAAGUCUCGCAUCCAGCAGGAGCUCAGUCACCAGUAGCACGGUUACCGGUCCAGUCUCCUUAUGUUCCACAAUCGGCAGCGAGUCUCUAAACGGCGACAACACAUCCGGUGGCAGUAAUACAUCGACAAAUCAACAAAACGGCACUAACGGCCAGUUAUGGCCUGCUUGGGUGUACUGCACCAGAUACUCGGACAGACCAUCCUCUGGACCGCGCACGAGACGAGUGAAACGUUCGCAGAGCACCAAAACCAACCCAGCGGAAGAGAAGAGGCCCAGGACGGCCUUCAGCGCGGAACAACUGGCCAGGCUUAAGCGGGAAUUCGCGGAGAAUCGAUAUUUGACAGAGAGAAGAAGGCAGCAGCUCUCGCGGGAUUUGAGUUUGAAUGAGGCGCAGAUCAAGAUCUGGUUUCAGAAUAAGCGGGCGAAGAUAAAGAAGGCGAGCGGACAGAAAAAUCCAUUGGCCCUCCAGCUAAUGGCGCAAGGUCUUUACAACCAUUCCACCGUGCCGGUGGAUGAGGAUAGCGACGAGAUUGUGACCGGAAGGAAUCAUUGAGACUCGCAUAAAUUCAAAUAGCAGUAACGAAACGAAGAGUUAGAGACUAGAAUGAUAUGUGGCCGCGUUUAAAAGCCGUCGUCAGCGUUGAACGCAGUCGACGAAGAAAAAGUCGAUAAAAUAUUAUUUAUGAAGAAAUACCGAAUAUAUAAUAAUCAUUAUGAUUGAAUAAAGACUGAGGACAGAACGGGAGGAAAAACGUAAACAGUAACGAGGAAUGAAAUCUGUUUUUAUAGUGCAAUUGAACAGUAUAACUGAUAGCUAAGUAAAUCGACAUGCUUAAUGAUAAAUAGGAUCUUUUUAUUAAAAAAAAAAC